GGGGGCGAGGAGAGAGGAGCGUCCAGCCGCUCCGCAGCGGCUCGGGGAGCUGUACAGCUCAUCGCGGAGCAGCCGCGACCCCGAAGCGGCCCCGCAGCCCCUGCUCGGACAAGGGGCUCCGGGGGUUUUUGUUCGCGGGGAUGUUUCCGCCCCUUCCCCACGCACACACUUUUAAGGAUUUCCUGCCAAAAGACAAUCCCCCCCGAGCCGAAACAGAGCAAGAAAGUAGUGACCAAUCCUUUCCGGAUGGCUGUCACCAAGCUCCUCCCAGCCCCCCGCUCCCCCUGCCAUUUGCAUACAAAACAUCCAGAGAACUCCCGUUGGCCCCCGCACCUCUCAGAGCCUCCGUCCGUCAGGCAGCAGAGCAGCGUGAGCUGGGGCCGCUCGGCACUCUGCUCAGCCCACCGCCCCGCCAUGCCGCGCCGCCUCUGCGCCCUGCUCCUGCUGGCCUCCCAGUGCCUGGCUUCGGCCGCCGGGCUCUUCCCCUUCGGGGAGCCCGACUUCUCCUACAAGCGCUCCAACUGCAAACCCAUCCCCGCCCCGAUGCUCCUGUGCCGAGGCAUCGAGUACCAGAGCAUGCGGCUGCCCAACCUGCUGGGGCACGAGACGGUGCAGGAGGUGCUGGAGCAGGCCUCCACCUGGAUCCCGCUGGUGCAGAAGCAGUGUCACCCCGACACCAGGAAAUUCCUCUGCUCCCUCUUUGCUCCCGUCUGCAUCGAUGACCUGGACGAGAUCAUCCAGCCCUGCCACUCGCUCUGUGAGGAGGUGAAGGAGAGCUGCGCGCCAGUGAUGUCUGCUUUCGGCUUCCCCUGGCCCGACAUGCUGGACUGCAGCCGCUUCCCCAAGGACAAUGACCUCUGCAUCCCGCUGGCCAGCAGUGACCACAUUCUCCCAGUCACCAGGGAAGCACCCAAAGUCUGCGAUGCGUGCAAGAACAAAAAUGAGGACGAUAAUGACAUCAUGGAAAACCUCUGCAAAAAUGACUUUGCCUUGAAGAUAAAAGUGAAGGAGAUUGCCUACAUCAAUGGGGAUACCAAGAUCACCCCUGAAACAAAGAGCAAGACCAUCUACAAGCUGAAUGGGCUGACCGAAAGAGAUCUGAGAAAGAUCGUGCUCUGGCUGAAAGGUGGCCUCCAGUGUACCUGUGACGAGAUGAACGACAUCAACGUCCCCUACUUGGUGAUGGGGCAAAAGCAAGCUGGGGAACUGGUGAUCACCUCGCUGAAGCGGUGGCAGAAAGGGCAGCGGGCUUUCAAGCGGUUCUCCCGCAGCAUCCGCAAACUGCAGUGUUAG
This is a messenger RNA of Lagopus muta (rock ptarmigan), 1293 nucleotides long. RefSeq names its product secreted frizzled related protein 2 (gene SFRP2). Gene Ontology annotation, molecular function: Wnt-protein binding. Lineage: Eukaryota; Metazoa; Chordata; Aves; Galliformes; Phasianidae. Bases 247 to 1293 code for a protein of 348 amino acids. The record is from RefSeq and is a predicted model, not a curated record. The transcript is spliced from 3 exons. Gene Ontology annotation, biological process: negative regulation of canonical Wnt signaling pathway; non-canonical Wnt signaling pathway; canonical Wnt signaling pathway.